Molecule: messenger RNA, 1053 nt
Organism: Racocetra fulgida
Lineage: Eukaryota; Fungi; Glomeromycota; Glomeromycetes; Diversisporales; Gigasporaceae
Source: the annotation of a GenBank genome assembly
AUGACUCGUAAAUCAGAGUUUAAACGGCAUCUUCGCUCCAAUAAUCUCAAUAUCGAAAAGGCUACGAUUAGUUUUCUUGAUAGACAUGUGAAAUAUCUUCAGCGUAAACUUAAACGUUCUGACAUUAGUUUCAAUGAAUAUAAAUCUCGUCUUGAUGAAAUCGAAGAACUCAAAAAAAAGGCUAGACUGCUUAAUGACAAAAUCACGAGUUUGGGAAACGAAAAUAGAAUGUUACGAAAUGAAAAUACAGAUUUGCGUAGCGUAAUAUAUUACGGAUAUAGAAUGGCAGUCACUACCAGAGUAGAUGGAGGAUUAUUGGAUUUUUUUCAAAGAAUGAAAAGAUUAUUUGAUACAUAUCGAGAUAAAUACGAAAUAGAUUCUAGUUCAUUGAGAAUAUCUGAAAUAAUUUACGAUGUGAAACCUUGGAAGGAUUUAAUAUCAAAUGAUGAAAUUCUAUCGGAGAUUUGCUCGUAUUUAUCUCCAGAAGAUUUAUUUUUUUCUCUGAUGCAAGUUGAAAAAUUAUUGUAUAAGAAAUUAUGGUUAGAUAGUACACAAACCAUGUGGAGGGUUUCUCAACAACAACAACCAAAUCAUAAUCAUUCUUGCCCCAUUCAUGUGACCAAACAGCAAUAUUGUUUUUUAAACUUUAUAUGCAAAAAAUGUCAAAUUUGCAAUCAACAUGUCGAUGAUUUCGCAUUAAUCCUUGAACUAAAAAUUAAAAUUUGUAGAUAUUGUCGUGAACCAGACCAUUUGACACUUGAACAAGAGAAUAAUUUUCCAUCCGAGCUCAUUUCAACAUUACAUUCAGUAGAUUACGCACAGCUUGAAGGAAGCUACUUAGAUUAUUCUGUGCGUGAAUUAUCAGCCGCGUCUCAUUUGGUUUUUUACUUGAAAAGAGAAGUAGAAGAUACCUUUAACGAGUAUCUCGGAGUUCCUGCUAAUAAGAAACAAGAAUGGUUAAAUAAGUGGUCAAAGGUCAUUCGAGAAUAUUACAAUGAUGUUUUAAAAAUUAAACAUCCAACUAUUACAGAUCAAUAUUUAAUUCCCCAAUGA